Molecule: messenger RNA, 3015 nt
Organism: Aplysia californica (California sea hare)
Lineage: Eukaryota; Metazoa; Mollusca; Gastropoda; Aplysiida; Aplysiidae
Product: transcription factor mef2A-like
Exons: 3
Coding region: 194-2980 (928 amino acids)
Biological process (GO): regulation of transcription by RNA polymerase II
Cellular component (GO): nucleus
Molecular function (GO): DNA-binding transcription factor activity, RNA polymerase II-specific; RNA polymerase II cis-regulatory region sequence-specific DNA binding
Source: RefSeq, a predicted model, not a curated record
CAAGUUAGUUCUGCUGUGUGUGGAAGUUCGGGAAGGAGGUGGAGAAGACGACGUCGGACAUAGGAGUUUGUGUUGGCUUAGAACAGACUGACAUUAACAGACCCCAGGGUGUUUUUUUUUUUCGAUAUCUAUGCUACAGCAUCAAGUGGAAAAGAUGUGACACUCCCCGAAUUCUUUUGAAAACAGCAGGAGAAUGAACGGCCGUGGCUCCAGCCGAAGUCAGACGAACGGCCAAGGUCAUGGUCACAUCCCUGGAAGUCACAGCAGCGGGGUCAAAGGUGAAGGCCAACAGCAGACACCGCGUCAGGGUCAGCAGCAGUCGGGAGAUGGAGGGCCGGGGAACAUCCCCAUGCUGCGCGUACAGCCAGACACGCCCGUGCCCCCGUCCAACCACAGCACGCCGGGCCCCGGAGACAAAGGCACGUCACUUCCGGCCAUUCCCUCCUACUCGCCCGGCCUCGUCUCCUCCGGCAGGCCCUCUCCAAAAGACACGUUCAAGCACAGCGGGAGCCGCGGCAGCAUCCUCCACCACCACCACAACAACAACAACAAUAAUAAUAACAACAACAGCAGCAGCAAUAGCAGUGUUGCCAAGAAUAGAGGCUACAGCACCGCGCGUGGCACGGGAAACUCUACGCACCUCAAGAUCACCCCGACCGCCACCAGCACUUUCCCUAAUAAGCAUUUGAAACAAGAGGUACAGUCCGGCGGGUAUGGACCACAGUGUAUUCCCCUGGGACCCCGGCAUACCAAUAACCUUUCGAACGACUUCGUCAACGGAUACAACUACAGCAACAGUCUCAACAACAACAACAACAAUUCUGGCAACAUCAGCAACAGCAAAUCAAUGGGCCCGAAGAGUAGCAACUACCAUGGCAACAGCGAGGAGGUCAGUCCGAGGAUGCCCAAUGUCAACGGCUCGUCAGGCGGUGGUGGCGGUAACAUUUUCGGAAGCGAUAUAGGCCACCAAGGCGUCACGCUGAUACCUCUUCAGACGCUGUACACCCACACGCCCACGCCCAGUGAGAUCUCCAAUAUCACGGCGCGUUCUGCGGCGUCACCACGCAGCGGCAUGCACACGCCGGCGUUGUCCGUCAUCUCGAACCAAGAACGUGCCUCAGCGCUUGGCGCGACCUCCAGAGCCUCCGUGCACACGCCCCGGAGCUCCCUCCACACGCCCAGAAGUAUGCUUGGCACACCGCGUCUGGAGCAGAGCUCGGACGUGUCUUCAGGGGGGAAGAUGCACAUUCAGCAGCCACAGCAGCAACAACAGCAUCAUGUGUUUUUGGAGCCCGCUCUCCCCAAGUCGCAAGACUGGCCGCACUUCAAGCUGCUGCCCUCCGUGACCUCGUCCACCAUGGACGGCAGCGACAACGACUCGCAGAGCAUCGCCGUCCCGGGCAGCGCCACCUCACACUACAACACAGGCUCCAACCUUUCGCCCUACCAAGGCACCGAGAUGUCUCCUUUCCCUUCCCGCUUCACCAGCCCCAGGCAUUCCGCCAACAUCAACGCGCGGAUGUCGCAGAAGCGGGCGUUGUCCAUCUCACCGUCGCUCUCGGACGGGAUUGAUCUGAAUCACAUCAUCCGGCUGUCGCCCACCUCGCUGGGUCCCUACCUGCCCUCCACCAGGAACUCCUCCACUAGCGGCUCGCCCCAGCCGGGCCAGCAAGGCUCCUUCUCGCACUUGUCCGCCCGCAACAGUAGCCCCUACUCUCAGACAGGCUCGGGACAGCGGCGACUCGGCGGCAAUUUCACGCCGUUCAGCAUGAUGUCGGGCGUGAAGAGCGAGAACAAUAUGGACUUCUUCAACAUGGUUCCCCUGGAGAGCAAUGGGCUGGAGGAUAUGAUGAGCAAUUCAUUCGUGGCUCGUCAGAGCGACGUGCCUUUGAUUGAGUACAAUUGCUCUGUGGGGCUGUUCCCCAACGGUGUGAAUGUGAACGGUGGGGGUCAGAUGGGACAUAUGGACACAGAUCAAGAUUACAACUCUGUAGCUUCUGAGGGUAUAGGUGGAAACCUGACGGUUGGGACUAUGCAGCAGAAUUGUAUGAUGGCGGGUAAUGGGAUGGGUGGCAUCAUGCCGCACGGGAUGAAUAACAUGCAGACUGCCAUGAACUCUGUCAUGCCUGUCAAUGGUAUACCGCCUCCUCCGUCCUACAACGAAGCUCUAGAACAGCAACAGCAGCAGCAUCACCAACAUCAUCAUCCGCAUCAGCAGGCACAAAGUCACCAUCUCCAGCCACCCAGUCACCACCAUCACCAUCAAACGUCUCAGGGUGGAGUUUUACUUCACCAGCACCGUCCCAGUCACCAUCAACACUCUCACCCUCACUCACAGCAGAUUCAGCACCACCCACUCCUCCACGCACAGCAGCAUCCUCAGUCUGAACAACAACAGCAACAGCAACAACAACAGCAACAGCAGCAACAACAGCAGCAGCAGCAGACCGGCGGUGCGCCGGGCAUACCCCCACACAUGCAUGGUCUGAGCUCCAACCUACAAGUGAUGAGCCCGUCAGCCAUGCAGGUGAUGAGCCCGGGGAUCCAGGGUUUGAGUCCCGGAAGCGGCAACGGGAUGCAAGGCAUGAUGGGAAUGAGCCCCGCGGCGCCUGGCGGCGGCGGCGUGACGUCAGCAAACAUGAGCCCCGCCUACAUGUCCGACUCCUCCUCUCAGCCCGUCGGCACGACCUCUGGCAGCGCCAAGGUGGAAGAGUUCGAAGACGAAGACCCGAACAUCUGCCGCUGGAUCGACUGCAACAUGAUGUUCAAGGAGCAAGACGAGCUGGUCAGGCACCUGGAGAAGGUGCACAUCGACCAGAAGAAAGGCGAAGAAUUCUCUUGUUUCUGGCAGGGCUGCCCCCGUCAGUUCCGACCCUUCAACGCGCGCUACAAACUGCUCAUCCACAUGAGGGUCCAUUCGGGCGAGAAACCAAACAAGUGUACGGUGAGUAGUGGGUGUGUCUGCUGGCGGACUGACUGACGUGUGCUGUUGCGUCAUUGCGCUACCUCAGCGUU